UUAUCAGAUGAUUUUGAAUAACCUUGUUAGGUUUCAUGAAAUACAUCUCAACUGAAGUGUUUUUAUGUUAGAAACGGCUUUUGCUAAGUCAGUUAGUGCUAGCAUCUCAAGCACGUUGUGGUUGGGCUUUAUCCAAAUAGCAUACAGUUAAACAAAGUUGUUCAAAAGUUUCAGCCAUGCAACCAACUACAUAAUGUAUUGGUUCACUUGAUUUGUUAUUAUCGUAGUGCCACCAGGACUCUCCUAUAGCAAGUUGUUUAAUGAAACACAAAUCGGUGUUUAGCUAGGAUAGUUGUACACGUGUCUUUUUUUAUGUUGACUAGCCUAGUCACGGCUAGAUUAGCCUGCUGUUCGAUUAAUACUUUUCUAUUAGAUGUAGGUUCCCAAUGUGUUUGCGUUGUCUAUACAACAUGCCUUAGCACUAAACAGGCACCAUGCACUUAGCACGUGAUCAGACCACCAGCUCUGUCCUUGGAAGUUGUAGGUCGUAGCACAUUGAGAUCCCCUGCUGAUGUUUUUUUUUUUUUAAUGGAAUCAGUUUAUGGCACUUAGCGCUCUUUGGUUUAUGGUUCUCCUCAUGGCAAUUAUUUCUCUGUUGUUAGAUUCCAAACAAUGCCCUCUGCUAAACUAUGUAAAGAAAGUAUUGAAGACAACAUGUUUGCAGACAAGUAGGAAACAACAUGGAACAUUUUUAACACAUUGGGUUUUCAUUGUGUGAAAAUGUAUUUUAUUUUAUUGCUAUGGAGUAUGGACAUAGUGAUGAUUUUUAGUCAGUUAGUGUUAUGGUGUUAAAGCCUACGUGGUGACUAUAAUAUCAAGUGGUAUUAGGUAGUGAUGUUUGUGUGGUAACUAGGUUAGUUAAAUGUAUUUGUUUAAGUGAGCACACAAGCAUCAGCCUAAUUAAUGCACACCGACUAUUGUCUAUUGUGUAGUCUUUAUUUAUAUAUAUAUAUAUAUAUAUAUAUAUAUAUAUAUAUAGUCAUGUUUAUGUUUCAGGUGUGCGGACUGAAUCUACAUGCAGUGCAAGUUUUGCAGUUUUUCUGCAGUUGUCGACAAACAACCCAUGGUGGCAGAGUUGAAAGACAGAUGGCCCACUUUGUUCUUUAAAGACCAGAUUUGUGAGGAGUUUGUCCGUAUUACAAACAAAGAUUUACUUGGAACAUUCAGAGCUGCAGUAGAAAAGUAUGCGCCCCAACUGCUGAGUUUGUACCGCACCCGAAAAACAGAGUUUGGCAAGGACCUGAAGGAGAUACUGAGGAAGCUUGAUGAUGAGACUGCCAACAUCGUCAGACACCGCAAGGAAGCAGCCAUGAAAGGACUUCCUGUGUUCCUACGUGAAGAUCCUAAUCUACUUUUCAAGCAGUGUCUUGAAACUGAUCCAGAUGACGUGGCUGCCAAGGGAGUCACUGUGGGAAUUUUGUAUGUCCUUGAGGACUGUGUGGCUGAAGCCUCAUCCCCCAAGAUCCAAAACAUUGCAAUCAUCUUGGAGGAAUCCAUAGUAGCAAAGGACCUUCAGGAUACUCCCUCUGCCUUGGCCUACCUUCUCUGCCUCCUGUAUGCCCUCAAUAUACCCUAUCCGGAGGACCUUAAGUACACACUGGAAACCCUUCAGAAGGUUUUCAUGGAGAUUGGCCCAAAAUGCUCCAACCAUGUGAGAUCUCUCAAGAAAAAACUUUGUCUUUUGAAAUGAGUAAACACAGAACUUUUUUUUACACACACACACACACACACACACACACACACACACACACACAC
Molecule: messenger RNA, 1755 nt
Organism: Clupea harengus (Atlantic herring)
Lineage: Eukaryota; Metazoa; Chordata; Actinopteri; Clupeiformes; Clupeidae
Source: RefSeq, a predicted model, not a curated record